UGUUCUCCUUAUGUUUAUAGAGAGACAUGAAAAGAAUAUGCCACUAGCCGAUAAUUUCAUUAUAGUUUUCCUUUAUAGGGAUUGAAGUGUUUUGUUUGAUGGCACUAGCCGAUAAUUUCAUCUGGAGUCCUCAACAGACAACAAGGUGUCACAUGCCAUCCAUGAAUUACAUGAAGCCAAACGCUAUUCAUUUAUUCCAUUCCAGUUUGUCGUUUUAUGAGAUGCGAUGUUUUUAAUCUAACUAUAUUACCACUUAAUUAAAAGUGAAGAACAUGAAAUUGAUUGAUGGAUGAAUGAUGGAUGUGCGCUUUGUAAAAGCACCGAAAAAGAUGGAUGGUUUUCACUCUGAGAUUGGAUAGUUUUUCACAUGUUUACUUUCCUUGGCAGUUGAGAAGGCCAAGUUCUACUACAUUGCUGGAUUCUUCCUCACGGUGUCACCAGAGUCCAUUCAGUUGGUACGUGAGCAUGCCGCUGCAAACAACAAGGUGUUCACCAUGAACCUUUCUGCUCCAUUCAUUUGUACAUGGACUAUGUUUUUGGCAAUGAGACCGAGGCAAGAACCUUCUCCAGGGUUCACGGCUGGGAGACCGAUGAUGUUGAGCAAAUAGCCAUCAAGAUCUCAGAGUUGCCUAAAGCCAUCGGAACAUACAAGCGGACUACUGUGAUUACACAAGGCGCAGAUCCAGUGGUUGUCGCUGAGGAUGGAAAGGUAAAGAAGUACCCAGUCAUCCCUCUCCCCAAGGAGAAGCUCGUUGACACAAACGGUGCAGGUGAUGCGUUUGUGGGAGGGUUUAUUUCGCAGCUGGUGCAUGGAAAAGCUAUUGAGGAGUGCGUGAGGGCGGGAUGCUACGCUUCAAACGUAGUGAUUCAGAGAUCUGGUUGCACUUACCCUGAGAAACCUGACUUCAACUAAAGCUGAAACUCUCUCCAACCAUACUAUUAUGUUAUCCCUAGUAAACAUUAGUAUUGUUGAUUUUAUCACAUCUCGAGGCUUUGAUCUAAACAUGUACUGUUUUUCUAAUGCAAAAACUAUUUGUGAAGUGUUUCACAUAUUUUCAAGUUUAAAAUGGAAAUAACUUCUGAAC
Raphanus sativus (radish) is the source of this 1085-nucleotide messenger RNA. Its product is annotated as adenosine kinase 1-like. Gene Ontology annotation, cellular component: nucleus; cytosol. The transcript is spliced from 5 exons. The record is from RefSeq and is a predicted model, not a curated record. Bases 524 to 913 code for a protein of 129 amino acids. Lineage: Eukaryota; Viridiplantae; Streptophyta; Magnoliopsida; Brassicales; Brassicaceae. Gene Ontology annotation, molecular function: adenosine kinase activity. Gene Ontology annotation, biological process: purine ribonucleoside salvage.